AGACUCAGAAAACUCCAGUGAACUUAAGCAUGGCGGGUACUGGGUUGGUGGCUGGAGAGGUUGUGGUGGAUGCGCUGCCGUAUUUUGACCAAGGUUAUGAAGCCCCUGGUGUGAGGGAAGCGGCUGCGGCGUUGGUGGAGGAGGAAACUCGCAGAUACCGACCUACUAAGAACUACCUGAGCUACCUGACAGCGCCGGAUUAUUCUGCUUUUGAAACCGACAUAAUGAGAAAUGAGUUUGAAAGACUGGCUGCCCGACAACCAAUUGAAUUGCUCAGUAUGAAACGAUAUGAGCUUCCAGCCCCUUCUUCAGGUCAGAAAAAUGACAUCACUGCAUGGCAAGAGUGUGUCAACAAUUCCAUGGCCCAGCUAGAGCAUCAGGCGGUCCGGAUCGAGAACCUGGAACUGAUGUCCCAGCACGGCUGCAAUGCCUGGAAAGUGUAUAAUGAAAAUCUAGUUCAUAUGAUUGAACAUGCACAGAAAGAGCUUCAGAAGUUAAGGAAACAUAUUCAAGAUUUAAACUGGCAGCGAAAGAACAUGCAACUCACAGCUGGAUCUAAAUUAAGAGAAAUGGAGUCAAAUUGGGUAUCCCUGGUCAGUAAGAAUUACGAGAUUGAAAGGACUAUUGUGCAAUUAGAAAAUGAAGUCUUUCAAAUGAAGCAGCAGCAUGGAGAGGCCAACAAAGAAAACAUCCGACAAGACUUCUGAAAAGACAAAUUAAUUUGGUGGAUAGAAGGGAAGGCAGGUUGGCCUUUUCCAGAUCAGACACUGGUCUGUGAAGGACAGCAGCAUCUUACGGAGAUCGUCAGUGACGUUUAGAAACCAUAAACAGUGGGCUAUUAAUAUUCUCUUUGUACGUUAGCAAAAUAAAAAAUUCAACUUGGUGGUAUAUUUUUGCGAUUAAAAAAAACCUUCAGACUUU
Pteronotus mesoamericanus is the source of this 921-nucleotide messenger RNA. RefSeq names its product BCAS2 pre-mRNA processing factor (gene BCAS2). Gene Ontology annotation, biological process: mRNA processing. Gene Ontology annotation, cellular component: catalytic step 2 spliceosome; precatalytic spliceosome; Prp19 complex. Bases 30 to 707 code for a protein of 225 amino acids. The transcript has 7 exons. The record is from RefSeq and is a predicted model, not a curated record. Lineage: Eukaryota; Metazoa; Chordata; Mammalia; Chiroptera; Mormoopidae.